Messenger RNA from Eupeodes corollae, 2265 nucleotides. RefSeq names its product galectin-9. Lineage: Eukaryota; Metazoa; Arthropoda; Insecta; Diptera; Syrphidae. The record is from RefSeq and is a predicted model, not a curated record. Gene Ontology annotation, molecular function: carbohydrate binding; galactoside binding. The transcript is spliced from 2 exons. The coding region runs from base 926 to 1435 and encodes 169 amino acids.
GUAUACUGACAAACACAACACAAUAGAAGACUGACAUCAAGAACAUUUUAGACGACGACGCGACGCUAUAAAGAGAUAGACUUUGGGAAAAUUUACCUUUCUCGUCAAAGGGGAAAUACUUCAGAAAUCAGUCUCUGUACUUCUUAGCCUAGGUCAAGUCGCACAUGAGUGAGUGUAUUUCGUCACGUUUUGUUACCCAAUAUACGAAUACGCGAAUACCGUGAGGGUACUUAAGGUAAUUUGAAAGACGAAAAGUGAACUUCGGGCAAACCGGCUUCUGUGUCUAAAGGUGGAAAAGGAAUUUCGGUGUCGAUGUCGGAGUCGGAGUCGGUCGGCGAGUGUUAACCCUAUGACUAAUAAAUAUUAGAUUUAUGUGAACAUACAUACCUACACCCGGACCGGACGGUAUAGGAAUCAAAAAUUUAUAAAACGCGCGCCGAGUCAUUUCGUUUAGCUUAUUGCUUUAUUACCUUGUGAGUUUGUGACGUAAUAAGUCAUAUUUAAGACACGGAAUCUGAUAAGAACCUUUUCAGACAGUCGUCGAUACUUAGCUAAUACGUUAGAUGGUAUAGUAGGAAAUAGUGAGUGGAAAUCUCCUGGAUUUUGUAUUCCUAUAAUUUGAAAACAAAAAGGAAAUAACAUUUAAAAGCUUACAUUAUAUUUAGCGCACUCUAGUUCACAUUCCUGCAAUUACUUAGCAACGAUUUAUCGAGUCGAGGCGUCAAACAAAACCCACAUUUGAACCAAUAAAAGAUAACAUAAAAAUACAUAUAGUUUCAUCAUUGAUAUUUAAACCAUAUAAAGUGCAAAAGAUUGUGUUCUUCAGUUUAGUAAUCUAAAGUGAUCAAAGCCGCGUCAACCAAAGGCCGCCUGUUUUUUCUUUUUUGUUAUAAUUUUUAAAAAAUAAUAAAUAUAUUUUUUAAAAAUGUCGCGACCGUUUAUUGCCAUCAUUCCACAAUCAAUCAACGAAGGAGACAAGGUUUUGCUGAAAGGACUCGUUAAAGAUGAUGCAUAUGAAUUUUCAAUAAAUUUUGUCACUGGAACCAGUCCAAAUCCUGAAGAUAUUGCCUAUCAUUUCAAAACAAUAUUUUCCGAAAAUAUAGUCGUUGAAAAUAGCAAAAGGAAUGGAGAUUGGAUGGAUGAACAAGUCAAAGAAUGGCCCGUUUCUGAUGGUCCGUUGAAAGUCCACUUAGCUUUGAAUUACACAAAAUUUCAAAACGAAGAUAACUCAAAAUCUUCAUCUAUUUCAGGGCCCGGAUUUGCCCUCGAAUUUGCUUUCACAGGCGGCAAUGUAUACACCUAUUUGGUAGAAGACGAACAUUCAAGAAAUCUCAUCUCCUACUAUCCGCUCGAUUAUGAUUUACAUGAAAUCGAUUCCGUUCAGGUUUGGGGUGAUGUUGAAAAAAUCCAAGAAUUAACUUUUCGAUAUUCGUAAUAAAAUACCAAAAUAAAACUACAAAAAAAAGAAAAGAAAUUGAAAACCUCAUCACAACAUGCCUACACAGUAUACAUACAAAAUGCCUUUUAUUAUAGAAUAUAUUGGCAUAGCUUUCAUAUUAGUGGCAAAAGAUUAAUGUACAUUUUGGUUUGGAUGAUGCGUCAUAUUAUUCAGCAUUCCUCUUCAUUUAUAGCCAUCAUCAUGAGUGCUUUUGCAGCCCACCCACGACACCAUAAUUAACUAUAGAAAUAUGCAAAAACCCAGAAUGUAAAAUGCUUACUUUUUUAAAAAUUAGAUUUUGUACAAAUUAAGAAUUGGAAGAAAUUCAAAAAUUCGAAUUAAAAUCCAAAGUAUAAGUUUGCCUGCCCAUCGUCGUCAUCAGUCAUCCAUAAAUUAAGCAAUAUUCAAACCUCAAAACUGACCUUAUUUGCUGUUUAUAAAAAAUCACACAUGUUCUACGCUAGACGCUAUACAGUCGCUCCACCCGCUAUCGCCACCACCGCCAUCUAUUAUACAAACAUCUAAUUUUUGCUUGAGGAAUUUCUCUCAAUUUGGUUGUCGACAGCUUGAUUUAUUUUUUAUUUGUUUAAAUUAUUUGCUUAGAAAUUAAACACUUCUCAAACAAAAUAACAAUAACACGUUUCGAAAUCGUUUAAAACCAUACGGUUUGGAUAAGAUUUUUGUUUAAUAGAUUCAUUUUAGUUCUAAGGUCAUUUUAAACUAUUUAUUUUUUGAUAUUUAUGUAUUUAAAGACUUUGUGUAAUUUAAAUUAUGUUAAUAUUUAUUUUAAUGCUAUUCUUAUGAUAUAAGUUCUAAUGUACAUUUAA